CGUGUACGCAACGUAUUAGAUGAGGUUUAUUUGUGGUGUCUCAGCAAUAUGCUUGUUGUUUUGUUAUUUAUCAACAAUUAAAGGGCUAAGGUUUAAGCUUAAAAACGGUGUUACGAAGUGUAUUCAAGAUGAGGCACACAAAGACGUUAUUGUACAUGGUGAGUAUGAGAUUACUGCUCCCCAUGAACACACAACCCAUAUCAAAGUCCGUGAUGUGAAAAAACAUUUACUAUAUCAGAGAGAUAAUAUAAAAAGCGGGAAAUUUGCAUUCACAACAGAAGACUUUGAUCUAUUUGAGGUGUGCUUCGAAAGUCAGCCAGAUAAUACUGAUACGGAACAAGAAGUCUUUCUUAAUAUAAAACACGGUACUGAGGCCAAGGAUUUUGAAAAGAUGGCGAAAGCAGAGAAAUUACAACCAAUCGAAGUGCUACUGAAAAAACUAGAAAGUCUAGCCGAUGAAAUCGUGCAGGAUUUUGUUGUCAUGCAUUCGAAAAGUAGCAAAGUGCGAAACAUCAACGAAUCUACUCAUACAAGGGUUCUCUACUUCUCAAUCCUUUCAAUGGUAAUCCUCAUCGGCUUCGCAUGUUGGCAGGUACUAUAUUUAAGACGUUAUUUCAAGUCGAAGAAGCUGAUUGAGUAA
This is a messenger RNA of Schistosoma intercalatum, 640 nucleotides long. Lineage: Eukaryota; Metazoa; Platyhelminthes; Trematoda; Strigeidida; Schistosomatidae. The record is from the annotation of a GenBank genome assembly.